CGGCCAAGAAGAUAACUGUUACUCCAAGAUCCAGAUGCAGAGUAUACAAGACUAAUAACGUUGCUUCGUACGAUUACUUGAGGACCUUCAUUAACAUGAGGAUUUUGAUUUGUUUCCCAACUAUACGAAGGACGUGAUAUUUCAACUCGCUGACUAUCUAUAGUCCAUGGGUUCAACAUAUGAGCAAUAUACAAAAUUUGACGAACAUUCGUGUUGCCCUCCCAGCCGGACCAAAGAAAAUACAUUUGGCCCUUGUUUUCAAGUACAGUUCCAUCUGGUGAACCUAAUCGUGAUCGGUAUGAAGCCGAGGCUGCCGUUUUAAAGAAUGGACCGUAUUCACGCUCGGAAGUAUCUGCGUCAAAUGGACUAAAAGUAGGGCAUAUUGAUAAUAGUGACAGUUCAGUAGAAUUUUCCGUUCAAUGUUCGAAAGCAGGCUGGUAUAUCGUGAUAGUGCGAACCGGAAAUGGAUCAAGUGGUAAUGCUUUAGCGAGUCAUAAAUUAUCAGUGAAUAAUGGAGGAACGAGUGAAGUAUUUACUGUUUACUCGGGAUGGAAUAAUUGGGGAUCAUUGACCCUAAGAUUGAAGUUGAAUGCAGGAACAAACACAUUGAAAGUUACAAAGGGACAAAAUUUCGCUGAAAUUGAUUGCCUCGAUGUGUUUAUCGAUCAGUAA
Didymodactylos carnosus is the source of this 672-nucleotide messenger RNA. The record is from the annotation of a GenBank genome assembly. Lineage: Eukaryota; Metazoa; Rotifera; Eurotatoria; Philodinida; Philodinidae.